Molecule: messenger RNA, 4896 nt
Organism: Tachysurus vachellii
Lineage: Eukaryota; Metazoa; Chordata; Actinopteri; Siluriformes; Bagridae
Product: TBC1 domain family member 10A-like
Exons: 11
Coding region: 489-3176 (895 amino acids)
Source: RefSeq, a predicted model, not a curated record
GCUCUCGCGCAGGAGGAGUCGAGGCAGCGCGAGCUCUACAGCGCGAGCUAUUUAUUCAUUCUAAAACUGAUUAAAUACAAAUAAAUAUACACAUAAAUACAAAUAAAAAGGGGUCUAAUUUACAUAUAAACCGAGACCUCUGUGCGACGUUUGUUUAUAAUUUAUUGUCUAAAACAAGUGGAACUAGACAUUUAACAACCGAUGCUAACCGGAACCCGUACAACAUUAGCCGCCUGCUAAAGAUAAGCUAAGCUAAAUGCUAAGCUAAGCUAAAGGCUAACGAGACAUUUACAUCCUGACCGGUCAACGGAUUGAAGUUUUGAUUUUUAUUUUUUAACUUUCCACAACGUUGAGUUAUUUUUUCUGUCAAAUUCUAACUGAAAGGGAAAAAAAGGCGACUUCGCAAACGAAGCUGUGGAGGGGGAAAAAGCGGAUAGCAUCUUCACUGGGUGGACGUCGCGCAUCCUGCCGGCCUGCGGAGAGGAGCGAUGGCCGAGGUCUCAGCCCUCACCCCUUCUCCUCCGGCUGUGGCAGAUCAGCCGGUACCUCCUCCUUCCUCUUCCUCUGCUCCCUCCCUCCCUGCAGAGUCACCUAAACCCAUAGCUGUUCCAAAAUCUGCUUUGUACGGAGACAGAGCUGUCAUGGCAUCUGCCGCAUUAAUACCACCACGUAAGGAGACGUCUGUCCGUUUAUCGAACUCGGGAGAGGCGAUUACAGCACUUAGUGAAAAUCCUCCUCCUGUUCCAUCUGCUUCAGAAAGCACUUGUCUUCCAGACCGAGGUAAAGAGAGCUUUCCCACAACACCUGAACCUUUAAUGCAGCCAAACAUCUCACCAGAACCACAAGGAAGAGCAGCAGAUCCUGAAGCGCCGCCUUUUCCAGAGCAAAAUCCCACAACGCAACUCAAUCUGACCUCAAACUCCACGUCCUCGUCACACACGCCGCCUCGCUCUCCUCCGUCUAUUGUCCCCAUCAUCCAUGAUCCGUUAUCGGACCUGAAAUCUGAUCUACCUUCUCUCAUGGUUCACGAUUCGUUUGUGCCAUAUACGGUGCCACCCCCUGGUCAAUCAGGCCCCGCCCUAGACACACUGAGCUAUCUGGAGUCGGCGAGCAUGAUGUCAGGGACGCUGGAGUCUCUGUCAGGCAUCGGUGAGGACGGAAGCUCACUCGGGUCCGAUUCUGAGCUCAACGGUCCGGUUCAGAGACGCACUGAUAAAUACGGCUUCCUCGGAGGAUCGCAGUACAGCGAGGGCAAUGUGCUGGAUAUCAGCGUGGAGGUGGCACGGCACCGAGAGAUGAAGUGGUUGGACAUGUUCAAAAACUGGGACAAGUGGGUCUCUCGCCGCUUCCCCAAGGUGAAGCUUCGCUGUAGGAAGGGAAUCCCGUCAUCUCUGAGAGCUCGAGCCUGGCAGCUUCUCUCCAACAGCGAGGAGCUUCUGAUGGCAAAUGUUGGCAAGUUCGAGGAACUGGAGAGAGAGCCGGGAGAUCCAAAGUGGCUGGAUAUCAUCGAGAAGGACUUACACAGGCAGUUUCCUUUCCACGAGAUGUUUGCUGCUCGAGGAGGCCACGGCCAGCAGGAUCUGUACCGUAUACUAAAAGCCUAUACCAUCUAUCGCCCAGAGGAAGGCUACUGUCAGGCUCAGGCUCCUGUGGCUGCGGUCCUGCUCAUGCACAUGCCUGCAGAGCAAGCCUUUUGGUGUCUGGUGCAGAUUUGUGAGAAAUACCUGCCCGGGUACUACAGCGCUGGACUGGAAGCUAUCCAGCUCGACGGGGAGAUUUUCUUCUCUCUCCUGAGGCGCGUGUGCCCCAUGGCCUACCGCCAUCUGAAGAAGUAUAAAAUCGACCCUAUCCUCUACAUGACCGAGUGGUUCAUGUGUAUCUUUUCUCGCACGCUCCCGUGGUCCUGCGUCCUCCGCGUCUGGGACAUGUUCUUCUGUGAAGGGGUGAAGAUCGUCUUCCGUGUGGGUCUGGUCUUACUGAAACAGAUGCUGGGUUCUGUGGAUAAACUGCGGGAGCUGCAGGGAAUGUAUGAGACCAUGGAACGCCUGAGGAACAUCUCACCAGAGAGCAUUCGAGAGGAAAUACUGGUUCAAGAGGUCACAGCUGUCCCUGUCACAGAGGCUUUGAUCGAGAGAGAGUGCACCAUCCAGGUGAAGAAGUGGCGCGAGUCUCGCGGUGCUCUUACGCACCAGCCGGCCCGGAGGCUUCACGGCACACGAGACAUCCACGAGCAAAAGCGUCGUGCCGCCGCCAUCAGCUCUGGGGGGAGUCUGUCCUUCCUGGGCAGCUCUAUGUCUGCUCCUCCACCCGGCCCCCUGCGCUCCUCUUCCAGCCUCCUCUCUCUUCCUGGCUUCCGGAAAUCCAAAAAUCCGUUCUCUCACGGCAAAAAAAGCUCUUUUUCCGGGCCUUUUGUCCCAGAAACGCAGGUGUUUGGAGGCGGGACUCCUAUAAUGAUAACGUCCUCAUCUGCGCCACUACGCCCACCCGUUUCUGCAAUGGCCCCACCCACUGGAGGUGCAGGAGGGAACAGGCCUAGUCCUUUAGUAACAAAACCCCCAACAUCACCAAAAUCUCCAGUGGCAAUUGUUGGCCCAGGACCAAUAUCCGCACCAAAAUCUAGAUCAGAACAAACAUCAGCGCCGAAAUCUGAACCUCAAACAGCGUCUGCGCCGAAAUCUGAACCUCAAACAGCGUCUGCGCCGAAAUCUGAACCUCAAACAGCGUCUGCGCCGAAAUCUGAACCUCAAACAGCGUCUGCGCCGAAAUCUGAACCUCAAACAGCACCAGAAAUCGUAUCACAACCCACCUCAGAACCAGCACCAAAGUCCAGCAAGGAAUCUGCACAUCGUCCAAUCCCAAACCAGCUCCAGCCCCCUAGAGUAGUCUCAGAGCAAGUUACACCCACGAUCCCGUCUCCCACGGCCAACAACAUGCCUCUGCCUCCCUGUGAGGACGAGGGCAAGAAGAAGAAGAGGAGCAAGGACGAGAAGAAGAAAGAGAAGGAGGAGGAGAAGCAGAAGGCACGAGAGAAGAAGGAACGUGAGAAGUCGGAGAAGGAGAAAGCAAAGAAGGAAAAGGAGAAGAAGAAGGAGAAAGGGGGGAAAAAGAAGGACAAAUCCGCAAGCGCCGAGGCUGAGGAGAAGAACGGAGCCACAGCGGGCAAAAAAGUGGUCUAGUUUUCUGAACAAAAGAGACGAAUCGAGCACAAAGGGGGAAGGGGUUUAUUUCGUCUUUAAAGAGAACUGGAUCGGGUUUUAUGGCUCCGAAUCCUCUCAUUUACUGUCAGUUAUUUACUGUUAGAAAAGAGAGUCUGUAAAUAGAUCAAUAGUUCAUUAUUUAGUAAGUCAUCCAACCAUAAAACCUUCAUCCGGUCCCUCUGAAUCAGGCAGCGACCCCUAAGAGACGUCGUCCUCGUCGUAGAUUAAUCAAGGAGCUCGUAUUUAUUAAGGUCGCCUGUUAGCGUGUGCUCGUGUGUUUACAUGUUAGUGUAGUAGUGUAGUGUCGCUGUCCCGUGUUUCUGACUUGACCUGUAGGAGGCGCUCUUUCUUUUGCUCUUCAGGAAGAAAAAAAAAAGAAAGAAAGAAAGAAAAAAGAAAAUUGUCCCCUAGAGGGGCUGGAAGAGCAGACUGAACUGAAGCUCUGAGGUGCAUUAGAAAUGGUACUGGGGUCAGAAUAGUGUGACGUUCUGCCCCAAACUUAAUAUCUCAAUAGUCCUAAUGGCAUUUUCACUUCAUUUCUAUUUCUCAGCCAUCUGACCGUCUCGCUAUGUGUCUCUCUCUGCUUUGUAGAUGGGAUUAAGGCUGAGCGACAUGACGCCACGUUUCAGCUCACGAUACACAGACUACCAGUAAAAGACUGCGGAAGAAGUCUUUCAUUAAAAAGACUGUAAUUGAACGUCUACAAAAAAUAAAUAUAGUGGAGGCCGACACGACGUCGUGUGCGUUCCGUCCGGGUUCCUCCCGGGUUCCUCCGACCUCCCAAAAACACGCUGAUACACAAGACCGAACCCAGAGCCGUGUCCCGUCUCCCACUUCACGUCCAGAGGUUCUCUGAUCUUCCAUGAUCAGGAUAAAUAUCAGUAAUUCUAAACGUUAUUAGGAAACAAUUUGCUUUCAGGGUAAUUCUUAAAAAAAAAAAAAAAAAUUAAGAAAAGAAAGAAAUAAAAACAAUAUUAAUAUGUAUUGUGAAGUCGUCACAUCGCUCAGCCUUAGACGUUACACUCGAAGUCUUUCACAUGCUUUUUUUUUUAAUGUGUUGCUAAUUUUUAGAAGUGUUUCUAUCACUCCUAUGUCUCUCAAACUUUUCUCUUUCUCUCCGUGUGUCUCAGUCUGUCCUGCUCUAAUUACCCCUGAUCCUAUUUCCCCCUCUGUUGAAGCGUAGCCUGUCGUCUCCGUGUUCCCUGACAGACAGCAGAGUAGAAGUGAACGAGCCGAGAUAACGGUACAACACGACUGCAGUAUCUUAACCUAUAACGUCUGAACCUGCUUGGAUCGUGACCUCAGACUCCUAUUUAUUUGCUUGUCUAUGAAGGAAUUAGUCUGUUUGCACUGAACCCUCUUUAUUAUUAUUAAUAUUAUUAUUAUUAUUUGGUUUUUGUCCUGAAAGCACCACUAAUAUUCGACCCGUGUUGUUCUUUCCGAUGUUAAUGACUAAUGAUGUUCAGUAGCUUUAACAUCCCAAGCUCGUCACCUUUCGGGCUCGAUUUGCGUUGAUGUACAGUUUGUUAAUUUAACCAGAUGAACAAUUAUGUAUUAUUUCUGUUCUUUAUCGUAUUUUAGAUCGUAUUAUCGUUAUUAUUUCUAUGCAAGAAUCCAGAGGCCUGCGUGACUGGAAGUGUGAGAGCAAACCGAGGACGUGUUUUAAAGUCGUUGUCAUUCGUUGUUUUGUUUUGUUUUU